Molecule: messenger RNA, 405 nt
Organism: Lolium perenne
Lineage: Eukaryota; Viridiplantae; Streptophyta; Magnoliopsida; Poales; Poaceae
Source: RefSeq, a predicted model, not a curated record
AUGCUGAAGACGUACAUCCCGCCAUCAUGCCCGAUGCACAUGUUUGUGAGGCAUUACAUGAAGAUAAAAUUUGACAGAGAUUCAGCCGAGUGUGCUGAGGAGAAGAAGACACGUCUCGCAUGUCCUCUGCUUCAUUUUAAUAGGGCGUUCGAAAGGCAUGCGAGCAGAAUCUAUACAAGGGCAAUGUUUGAGAAGUUUGGGGACAUCCUAUAUGAGGCAGGGUACUAUGGAGUGGAGGUGGAAGAGAAUGGUAAGUUGUAUAUUGCAAAAAAUAUACAAGCUGGAAAAAGAGAGCAUUGGAGCAGAGUGCGGUUCAAAAUAAUUGUGACGAAAAACAGGAAAGAAUUCGAUUGUGAGUGUGGACAGUUUCAGCACAUGGAAAAAGAGAGCAGUGGACCAGUGUAG